AUGGACCCCGUGGUGCCCGGGCCGCGCCACACCCGGCCGCUCGCGCGGCCGCGGCUUGAUGCGCCGCCGUCGAAGCGCUUCGUUGCAGCGCUGCAGCGUUCCAGCUCUUGGCGCUGGGCGGCCCUGGCGGCCACAAGGAGGGCCACCGUGGCGCGAGGCGAAGCGGAGUGGGUGCCAAAGAAAGAAGUCCUGACAGAGUCGGCAGCUUCUGAACGACCCAUCGGGUACUAUUGCCUCCGUGAACCUGGGAGUAGCACAUGUCUCGGCACCAUUUGCGAAGUGCGAUCGCCCGGACCUUCGGAAGCUGAGAGGCGCUUCCAGCUGAAGAUCGCCAGCAAGGUGGAGCACUUCGUGGUGCACGAGUUGCCGUUCUCGGAAGGAAAGUUGGGUGGGCAUAUGUGGGAUGGUGGGAUUCUGAUGUCUGCGUGGUGCGCUUCGCAUCCUGAGCUCUUUGAAAACCACAAAGUCCUGGAGCUGGGAUCAGGGAUUGGUUUGUUGGGUCUCACCCUAUGCCGUGCCCACCGUGCCACCGUGGUCCUCUCCGACUUCGGCGAGGCAGAAAUCGCGGCGCCGGAGCGCCUGGUGCCACCGCGGCUGCUGGAGAAUUUGCGCCAAAAUGUUGCGAUCAAUGACAUCAGCAACGCCGAGGUGCGACAUAUCGACUGGCACGACUAUUUGGAUGACCCUGGCGAGGUGGAACGCUUUCAGCGCCUGGUAGCAGCGGAUGUGGUCUACUACUCUUCCGAUGUUCCUGCGCUCGCAGCGACCAUCGGUGCUCACUUGUCUCCCAAGGGCCAAGCCUUCGUUCUGGUGGUGCGUCGCACCUGGCACGGGCCGCAAGCCUCCGAGAGGGCCACGGCGGAGGACCUAGCCUCAGCCCUGCGCAGCUACGGCGAGGUGACCGUUUCAGAACUGCUAGGAUACUGCUGCACCUUUGAGGAGGUCCCAAUGGCCCUGAUCCAAUUGUUGAACUGCCACCCAGCGAAGAAUCGCAACGCCACGGAGCAAGAAAGCAUCCAACUCAGUUUCUCGGAGCCCAUCAAAGCGGGCGAAGGCUUCUUCGAGCUUUGGGACGUGGAGGAUGCCUCAGGACCCAAGAUUCGCAUCGAUGUGCAGAUGUUGGCGUCGUCCAAUCCGGACUUCUAUGGGCGGAAACUCAUCGAUGGCACCGUGGUGAACCUGGUGGUCAGCCGUCCAGAUUUGAAUUGCGCAGGUGGAUGCCGCGAACUCGAGAGUGGUGUGACGUAUUUCUUGACGACCAGCAAUCCCGGGGUGUUGUAUGACAUGAUGGACAACCCUUUGCCCAUCUUGGAUACCAAUCAGUCUGGCUGGAGGUUCUACGUGAAUGAGAACGUCACACGGGCUCCAGAAGUGCUAAGGGUCAGCUAUGACUUCAACAUCACAGAGACUGCCAUCGACGUGCACGGCUACAUCUACUUCACUCAACGCGUCUUCCAGAACGGUUCCUUCCCUGGCACGACCAAGAGCUUCACGGAGAUUGAGAUUCGGGACUGUGGUGCGAACUUCGAGUGUUCCACGUUCCAGGUCCUUGAGCCCGAGAUCUAUGUCGACGCCUGGGGCUCCGGACAGUUGAGUUUGGAGCCGGGUUUGGUGUCCUUUCGCUUCGAUUCUCCACGGAGUCCGCACCUCUUUCAGGUCAGAGUAGAGUCCAGAAGCUUUAUGGGUGCUGAUACCAGCAAAGGAAGCCUGGCUGGACCCUUGGAGGCCUACCUAUUUCCACUGGAGACCGGUCCCGAUCCACGGCGUCCAGCUGACAGGCCCUUCGUUCUCCCUGGCGGAGUCACACCGCUGGGGCAGAAGGUGCCGGCAGAAACCAAUGUGACACUGCUGUUCAACGAGGAGGUCCUACCUGGAUCUGGUAACAUCUCUUUCUGCACUCAGUUGAUUCAGGAGACCCAGAGCUGCACCUUGGGUCUCUUCGCGGAUGGCUCUCCCAGUACUUUGGAGCUGAGCUCAGCUCAGGUGGCACGGCGGAAGGUGACCUGGAAACAGCAGGACUGCGCCUUCGGACAGACCUUGCAGAUUCUGAUCCCCGAAGGCUUGUUCGUCUCAGCGGACAAACACGUUGCGAUGGGGCGGAGCAGCGGGGAGUACAGUUUCUCAAUCCGCGAGGGUGAUGUGGUGCCACCGAGGGUCAUUGCCGUCGAAGCCACCGACCGUCGUGAUGGUGUGGUUCAGAUGAUCUUUUCCGAAGCCGUGAUCUUUCAAGGGGACCGCGGCAGUCAAGGAGUGGUGCCGUUGGAAACCUCUGAGGGACGUGUGGUGUACUUCAACGCCACCGUGGAGGGAGCUGUGGUGACCAUCCACGGAGCCUUUCGCAAAGGCGAAAGCUAUCAGCUGCGUCUCGCCGCGUCGUUUUUGAUGGACAUCAUGCGGAACCGAGCAGACAUCGAGGUCCUGAAGCCCAACUUCACCAUCAGCGACGAUGUGACCGGUCCUGUCGCGCCCCUGCCACACCGAAGUGUCUCCAUGCACGAUGUCUUCUACAUCUUCUUUCACGAAGCGGUGCUCCCCGGACGCGCGCGGUGUCAACUCCAUUCCCUUCCACCGGUCUCGUGUGGGAUUACUUGUGGCAGGAGGGAGUUGUUGGUAGAUGUGUCAGCUGAAGUCCUUCAUUACGAGCAGGGCGGACGCUUGAGGAGUCUGGUGCAGGUGGAUCCUGGUCGUGAUCUGCUGCCAGGUUUUGGAUAUCAUCUGCUGCUGCCUGCUGACUUUGUCGAAGACUUGGUGGGAAACCCUUCGGAGAUGGCCGAAGCCACAUAUCUGGCGGAGCUUCAACGGGAUUGGACGGCGCCAGAAUUGGUGCUGGCCACGAUUAACGGUCAUGGGGGACCCAUGCCUUCCUUCGACCAAGAUGGACACGGGAGCGGUUUGGAGCUCUACUUUUCUGAGGUGCUGCAGCCUUUGCCGAUGGAUGCCAUGUCCGCCAUGGUCUUGCAUUUAUUGCCCAGCGAUGGCGGCAAUCGCUGCGGCGAGUUCGACAUGGCCUGCGCGCAUCAGCAGACGUGCUCCUUUCCCUGUGGCUACCUUCCAGCCGAGCGAAGUUUGAGCGUGCCCGGCGGAGCCCUGGAGAUCAGGGGAGCUAUGGCCAGAGUUCCAACCUCUCGAAUGCCCCGUUUGGAGUAUGGCCGUGGCUACAGGCCGUGGGCUGUGGCGUGA
This is a messenger RNA of Cladocopium goreaui, 3180 nucleotides long. Lineage: Eukaryota; Dinophyceae; Suessiales; Symbiodiniaceae. The record is from the annotation of a GenBank genome assembly.